Molecule: messenger RNA, 1716 nt
Organism: Anas platyrhynchos (mallard)
Lineage: Eukaryota; Metazoa; Chordata; Aves; Anseriformes; Anatidae
Gene: CDK3
Product: cyclin dependent kinase 3
Biological process (GO): G1/S transition of mitotic cell cycle; protein phosphorylation; signal transduction
Cellular component (GO): cytoplasm; nucleus; cyclin-dependent protein kinase holoenzyme complex
Molecular function (GO): cyclin-dependent protein serine/threonine kinase activity; ATP binding; cyclin binding
Source: RefSeq, a predicted model, not a curated record
AUGGAGACCCUCCAGCAGGCGUUCCAGAAGGUGGAGAAGAUCGGGGAGGGCACCUAUGGCGUGGUGUACAAGGCUCGCAACAAGCGCACGGGGCAGCUGGUGGCCCUCAAGAAGAUCCGCUUGGACUCGGAAACAGAGGGCGUCCCCAGCACAGCCAUCAGAGAAAUCUCACUGCUGAAGGAGCUGAAGCACCCCAACAUAGUCAGGCUCCUAGAUGUCGUGCACAGCCAAAAGAAGCUGUAUCUGGUAUUUGAAUAUCUCAAUCAGGACCUGAAGAAAUAUAUAGAUUCCUCCCAAACUGGAGAGUUUCCUUUAAGCUUGGUCAAGAACUACCUUUUCCAGCUGCUGCAGGGUGUGAGCUUUUGCCACUCACACAGAGUCAUCCACAGGGACUUGAAGCCACAAAACUUGCUCAUCAAUGAAGCAGGAGCCAUCAAACUGGCUGAUUUUGGUCUGGCAAGAGCUUUUGGAGUUCCCUUGCGGACAUACACUCACGAGGUGGUGACUUUGUGGUACCGAGCCCCUGAAAUACUCCUGGGAUGCAAAUACUAUUCAACUGCUGUGGAUAUCUGGAGUAUCGGCUGCAUCUUUGCAGAAAUGGUGACCAGGAAAGCCCUGUUUCCAGGGGACUCUGAGAUCGAUCAGCUCUUCCGGAUCUUUCGCACCCUGGGUACUCCCACUGAGGCGACCUGGCCUGGGGUGACACAGCUGCCUGACUACAAGGGGGACUUUCCUCGGUGGAGAAGGAAAGAGAUGAAGGAAAUCGUUCCCAACUUAGAUCGAGAUGGCAGAGACUUACUGGCACAAUUGCUCCUGUACGACCCCAGCAAGCGCAUCUCAGCCAAGGCAGCCCUCAGUCACCAGUACUUCUUCUGGAAAAGCCCGCAGAGCACCGAAGAGCAACGUGUGAUGCAGAGACACUGCAGAUGAAGUGAUGCAGCUCUCCCCGUGCUGUGUACCCCUGGCUAGCAGCGCAGAUCUGGUUUGGGGCACUUAGCAGGGGACUAGCUGGGGCUUGGGGCCUCACUUCUGAGGAGCCCUGAGGGGAACAUUCUUGCAGUUAGAGACUCUCAGCCUGUUGCUGGAGGAGGAUUUGCCUAGGUUAUGGCCAGUAGAGCUGUUUUGAAGAGGUCGUGUGGAAAGGUGGGGUUAUUUAUCAUCAUAAAACACUGAUAUGUAAGUGGUAGAGCAUAAUUGUCCUUCAUUAGCCAGCAAGCUAAGGUGACACACGGUGUUCUGGAGCAUCACCAGCUCUUGCUGCAGGUCUGACGGUGGCAGUUCCUGACACCAGGGUGUGCUGGAGCUCCACCGUGGGUAGGACAGCACUGCUCUGCUCCGCUGGUCGUUGCUGUUAACAAGAACCAGGUUUGUCAGUGUUAGACUCAUUGUUUAAGUUGAGCUGUUUAAUAGAGCUAACAUUCUGCUGUUUUGCAAGCUGAAGAGUGCUGUAAGGUAUCUGAACUUGUGUUUUAGCUGGGACUGAGAAGCCAGAAGAUCCAGUUAGCGUAAAGCACUUAGGUUGGAAACGGUGACAGCUGAAACACCAGCUUUCCAUCAUCGGUCCAGAUGUAACACUGCUUCCUUUGCUUUAUUGUCUUGGAAAAGUUUUUGCCUUCGAGUGUUUGGAGAAUUAUAACUAACUUUUAAUGUGUUUUUGACAUCUGAGAUUUUUUUUUCCAAUACAGAAAAAAAUAAAGGCUUGUCGUUUGUUCAGAA